UGGUCAGCAAAUGUUUAAGUAUUUACAAUGUGUCAGGCACUCUGAUCAAAAGGAGAGCCUUGCCCUUGAUUAGCUUACCGUGUGAAGAGGGAAUGAGCACAAGCCUGGCCUUGGCAGGGACAUACUCAGGUGUGCUGGGGGCACACAGGCUGGGCAACACAUAACGGGGAUCAAGAAAGACUCCAUGCAGGAGGCGAAGUCUGGGUCCAGACCCGGAGAUGAGAGGACUUCGCUGGGCUUAAGUGGGGGCAGACUGUGGAGGGGUAGCCAAGGGAAUAGCAUCCACUGAACAAAUGGAGGUGCUCGGAUGGGAGGGAGAGAAGAGAUGAGCACAUGUGUGAAUGCCAAGUUCACAGUGUGGCUGGAAUGGAGUUGGAAGGGCGAGAGAUGGGUGGACAGGUGAGGGUGUAAGAGGUCACGUGGACUGUUCUAAGACUUCUGCAGACCUCAACACCUUUGGAGGCCCCAUCACACAUUUAUCAAACAUAUUAAAAUGUAUUCUGAUCCCAUCUUAGAGUAAUUUAUAAAUAAAAAAGAAUUGCAGUUUACUAUUUAAUACCAUAUGAAUUUCUAUUUUAAAGUUUUCUUUUUGUACUUCAGAGCCAGUAAUUCUUUUUUUCAGAUAUGAAGCAUUUUCAAAGGGUCUUGAAAAGCUGGUAUGCUGUAGGCACCAUGUGUACAGGGCCCAAUUGAUAACAAUAGCCUUGUUUUAAACUUGCAGGUAUAAAUCUGAUAACUGUCUCCCCCUCCAACCUCUUACUGCCCAGUGUUCAUUCUCUCCUUUUUCCUGCCCUUCCUGAGUUUUAGCAGGGCCAGCGAGCACUCAGCUAGGCUGGUCCCAGCUUUUCUUACAGCAAGGAACAGUUAUGUGACUAAAGUUUUGGCCCUUGGUGUGUGUACAGAAGUGAUAUGUGAAAAUUUCAGGUCACAUCCUUGAAAAGGAAGCCAGCGGCCCCCACUUCCUUCUUCUGUGCCCAUCUCUGUGGGCUGGAAUGUGGAUGUAGUGGUGGUGAAAUGAUGUCAGCCACGUAGAGAAGGACAACAUCCUAGGGCAGCGGUUCUUAAACUUUGGCAUGCAUCAGAGUCACCUGGAGGUCUUGUUAAGACAAACGUUAGGCCCCAUCACCAGAAAUCUGACUCAGUGGGUCUGAAUCAUUUCUAACAAGUUUCCAAGUGAUUCUGGUGCUGCAGUCAGGGUCACUGCGUGGAAACUUCUUGGCAAGAGAAAAUAAUCCAUCACGGCCAGUUGGUGGAUGCCCAGCUUACAACCCAGGCAUCCUGAAACCCCACCUAGCAUUUUUUCCAUAAUGUCGCAUUACCAUAUUUCAUAUUGAGUUAAAUUUUCUAAUGAAUGAUUUUUCCCGGUGAAAAGUGAUUUAUUGUGGGGGAUGACUUUUGUGCAAAAUUUCCCACAUGGAAUGGUUCAAUGAGUUCUUGCGCCCAAGAAUUGCAAAUCUCUAAGAUGAACCACAAGAUAAAAAGUUCUGAAGUGAAGAGCGAUUGUUAUCGUUUAUUCGUUUAUUUUGUGGAUUAUUCGGGUUCCUUGCUUUCUCCUGACACCCACUUUUAACCUUCUGAUGGGUUUAUUUUUACCCUCUAACCAUUUCAUUACUGAAACAUAAACCAAACUCUGGAAAGGAAUAUGGUGAUGAGCAAAAAAACCAAAAUUAUGAUUUAAAUUGAGACUUCAGGGUUUUCUGUGGAUUACCAUGUCCCACCUUAUCAAAGAAAAAAAUGAACUUUAAUUAGAAUAUAAAGCAAUUCUUUCUGAAAAUGUGGGAUGGAAGAGGUCAGUCUUGGGUAUUGGGAGUAUGAUUUAUCCCUCAGAAAAAUCUUCACCCCAGAUAAGACUGGGAUGAAAGACCUUGGGGGUUUAUCAAAUUUUACUCUAGCAUUGGUGGGAGAAAAAAAAGGGAAGAAAAAUGAAGCAGGGUGAAAAAUCAGGUGAUUGAGAGGAAGAGAGAAAAGACAAGGCAGAGAAACUUGUUAAUUACAGGACUUUCUGAGCAAGAUAUUUUUCUUCCUUUCACAAGUUAGAAGCUGUUGAAUAAUUCAUGCUAAGCGUGGAAAGGCUGCCUUUUCCCUGGGUGAUGUAUCACUGAGCAGGAAAGAGCUGAGAGUGGGUUCACCACAUCAGCCACCCCUCUUGCUUCUGAGCACAGGGUGGGUGCUCUUCUCUGGAGCUCAGCUUCUGCUUUUGCAGCUAAGCAUCCUUGCUGCCUGCCUGCCUGCCUGCCUGCCUGCCCACCGUCUGGGCUUGCAGCCUGCCACUUUCCUUUCCCCAGCCCUGCUGCCAGCUGAGAAGCCUCCCAGCAGCUGCUGGUUUCUGCCAAGGACCAUGUGUGUGGAUGCUGCCUGGGAGAAGCGGGCACUUGCUCCUGGCACUCAUCCCAGCUGAGUUUCUCCUGUUGAUUUCGGGACCACAGAUGCUGCUGCAGAGGAAGUAUUUCCUGGCAUCCCUCCCUCUGCUACCGCCAGCUUAGGACCGGCCCCAAAGCAGGCGGGUGUCGGGAUGGGCCGCGCCGCGAGGAGCCGACGCUAGCCAGCGAGGUGUGAAGAGUUGGCCAGAAUGACCAACUCCUCCUCCACGUCCGCUUCCUCCACCACCGGGGGGUCCCUGCUGCUGCUGUGCGAGGAAGAGGAGUCGUGGGCGGGCCGGCGCAUCCCCGUGUCCCUCCUGUACUCGGGCCUGGCCAUCGGGGGCACGCUGGCCAACGGCAUGGUCAUCUAUCUCGUGUCGUCCUUCCGCAAGCUGCAGACCACGAGCAACGCCUUCAUCGUGAACGGCUGCGCCGCGGACCUCAGCGUCUGCGCCCUCUGGAUGCCGCAGGAGGCGGUGCUCGGGCUCCUGCCCGCCGGCUCCGCGGAGCCUCCCGGGGACUGGGACGGCGCCGCGGGCAGCUACCGCCUGCUGCGGGGCGGGCUGCUGGGCCUCGGGCUCACCGUGUCCCUGCUGUCCCACUGCCUCGUGGCCCUGAACCGCUACCUGCUCAUCACCCGGGCGCCCGCCACCUACCAGGCGCUGUACCAGCGGCGCCACACGGCCGGCAUGCUGGCGCUGUCCUGGGCGCUGGCGCUGGGCCUCGUGCUGCUGCUCCCGCCCUGGGCGCCGAGCCCCGGCGCCGCGCCCCCACGCGUGCACUACCCCGCGCUGCUGGCGGCCGCGGCGCUGCUGGCGCAGACGGCGCUGCUGCUGCACUGUUACCUGGGCAUCGUGCGCCGCGUGCGCGUCAGCGUCAAGCGGGUCAGCGUCCUCAACUUCCACCUGCUGCACCAGCUGCCCGGCUGCGCCGCCGCCGCCGCCGCCUUCCCCAGCGCCCCGCACGCGCCCGGCCCGGGGGGAGCCGCGCUCCCCGCGCCCGCCCAGCCCCUGCCGCCCGCGCUCCAUCCGCGGCGGGCGCAGCGGCGUCUCAGCGGCCUGUCGGUGCUGCUGCUCUGCUGCGUCUUCCUGCUGGCCACGCAGCCGCUGGUGUGGGUGAGCCUGGCCAGCGGCUUCUCGCUGCCCGUACCAUGGGGCGUGCAGGCGGCCAGCUGGCUCCUGUGCUGCGCCCUGUCGGCGCUCAACCCGCUGCUCUACACGUGGAGGAACGAGGAGUUCCGCCGCUCCGUGCGCUCGGUCCUGCCCGGCGUCGGCGACGCGGCGGCUGCCGCUGUGGCCGCCACGGCCGUACCCGCCGUGUCCCAGGCGCAGCUGGGCACCCGCGCGGCCGGCCAGCACUGGUGACUCGGCCAGGGCCCAAGGGAAGCGGAGAGUCCUGCCUUCCAAGGCCCUUGGUCACCAUCGCCUCCUGCCCUUGUAAAGUAUCCCCUGCCGGGACGAAGACUCCUGCGCAAAGACCAGUCAACUGGUGCGAAGAUGUGACCUUGGACCGCAGGGGAAUGGAUACCUGAAUCAGGGUCUCUCCCUAAAUAGGGUCUUUCCCUAUAUGGCGUCCCUGAGAUCAUUUUGGACGGGCACCUGAUUUUUACCCUUUGUUUCCGUGUUUUAGAGAAACCCUGAAGUCAAAACACCGCAGACUUCAAAAACUUGCAAACUGACAUUUUAAAAAGAACCAGUGAAUUUAUUUCAACACUUUUUGAAAAAGAACUUUGAUGAUGUGUUACCAUUCCCACCUUCAUCGUCUUAUAACAUAUAUGAAAGCGCCUUGAGUGUGCAUGAGCCAAAGGAAAUACUAUUGAUGAAGAAAAUAAUAUUGAAGAAGUAUUUUAUAAAGUAACCUGUGUUUGAGGAUGCUUCUGUUAUAAUUUAUCCUGUGUACAGUUACCUAGAAUGAAGCCACAGAUGUGCACACUGGUAAUGAGUUGCGAGAAGCCUCAGGCCCUUGAUUCUUAAACGGGUGUUUAUAAAGUAAAAUCAAUCCUGAAUGAGAUAGAAUCUUAGCCAGUGAGAAAAAAAAAUACACAACAGAUUUAUUUUAUACUCCUUUUUGCACUUCUAGACUGUUAAACGGCAUUGAGUGUUAAAAAGUGGAAAUUUUCCAUUGUGCUGAUUGAUGUUCUACGCCAACAAUUGAAUUUUGGAAGCAAGAGGGUUACCUCUUUUAGGUACCAGUUUCAUGUGUUCUAUAGCAUGCACACUUGUUGCUACCCUCGCUUUGUAAUCCAUUUACUUGCCUUACGAGUGUGAUCGCAGCUCUGUACUACAAUGGUUGCUAAGGAGAAUAAGUUCUGUUUUCUCUUUAGUAUUUAAAAUAUCUCAAUGCACAUGAUAUAAUUAAACACUAAUAAUACCAUGACUGCAUUGCUAAUAUUAGCUGCUGUUGCAUGCUCCUAGAUGCUAGAACUUACUGGGCAUGUGGUCUACUAAAGCAAUACCCAUUAGACAAGGACAUUUUACUUCUAGACACCGGAAGAAGUGGCCUUCCAUUAUUUGAAAAGAGAAGAGAGAACCUCUGGCUACCUAAAGGUCUUGUUGUCUUCAUCCAAUUUAUGAGAAAAUACCCAGUGGGGAUUUUAUCUUGCAAAUGGAACCACAGUCAAGAUGGACCAACAAUAUGGUUUGGCUCUACAAAGCCUUCUGUGCUUAAGGUUUUAGGGUUUAGAUAAUCCAUGCAUUAGAAAGCAGCACUGUUUUUUAUGUAGUUCGAGUAUAUUACCAUGACAUUAACAUUAAUAUUGUGUCUGUUACAGGAGGUAUAAUUAACUCAGUUAUAGGUAACAAAUAUGGGAAUUUGUUCUAAAAUGUAUGAUUUGAGGCUUGUCAUUUUCAUCUUUGGUUUACUACAUUUCUUUAGAAAUAUUUGAAAUGCACAAUUGUGUAAAACCACUUUAUAAAAUUAAAAUGGGAAGAAAUUUUAAAUAAGUGUCUAUCAGCAGUCUGACUGCUAACUACAUCAAAUCUGGGGCUGCACAGCCUCACUUAACUGUGUGAUUGCUUUGUCGCCUUCGUGGUCAUUGUAAGCCAGGAGAGUGGGACACUUGUGUAUUUAAAUACUUAUUGGAGUUGCAAGAAACUGACAUCUCUGCAGUAAAACAAGGCAAAACAGAUAUGUUCAUCACCAAUAAUAGAUCAGCAUUCAUUUUAUUACUCUAUCCCUUACUGCAUGCACCAUUUUUCUCUUUCUAAGGUUUUAUCUGUUCCCAUUUUCCUUGAUUCAAAUAAUUAAUUAAAGUUCAGACAACUGUU
Molecule: messenger RNA, 5626 nt
Organism: Hipposideros armiger (great roundleaf bat)
Lineage: Eukaryota; Metazoa; Chordata; Mammalia; Chiroptera; Hipposideridae
Gene: GPR88
Product: G protein-coupled receptor 88
Exons: 2
Coding region: 2570-3724 (384 amino acids)
Biological process (GO): G protein-coupled receptor signaling pathway
Cellular component (GO): membrane
Molecular function (GO): G protein-coupled receptor activity
Source: RefSeq, a predicted model, not a curated record